AUGAUGAGUGCCAGCGUGUUCUUUAGUAAAUAUUUGGUGACAGAUCAGAUAUUUUAUAAAACAAAACAUUGUUAUGCUCUAGUCAACCUUAGACCAAUCGUACCAGGCCACAUUCUGAUUGUUCCCUUGAGAACUUCAUGCAUUCAUUUAAAGGAUCUCAAUGCUGAAGAACUGAGUGACUAUUUCAAAACUUUGCAAGUUGUACAGCAGUUUAUCCAAGAAGAAUACAGGGCAGAUUCUUUGAACAUCGCUAUUCAAGAUGGUCCGGAAGCAGGACAAACAGUUCCUCAUCUCCAUACCCAUGUAAUUCCGCGGUAUAAACUGAACAACAUAGGAGAUAAGAUUUACCAGAAAAUGGAUAACUGGACUUUUGACUCUGACUUGCAUGAUUGGGAGAAGAGACGAGCCGCAUAUAUAUCCAAUGAAGGGCGUGAGGCUACAAGGGAACUAGCAAAACCGGAUGAUCAGAAAGCAGAACGGACACCUGCAGACUUGAAACGUGAAGCAUUGUAUUUAGGGGAAAAACUCCAGCAGUUUUUAUCCAAAAACCCACACUUGGCACCCUAG
Messenger RNA from Eremothecium cymbalariae DBVPG#7215, 567 nucleotides. It is a transcript of the gene HNT2, whose product is annotated as bis(5'-adenosyl)-triphosphatase. The coding region runs from base 1 to 567 and encodes 188 amino acids. Gene Ontology annotation, molecular function: catalytic activity. The transcript has 2 exons. NCBI's taxonomy places the organism in Eukaryota, Fungi, Ascomycota, Saccharomycetes, Saccharomycetales, Saccharomycetaceae. The record is from RefSeq and is a predicted model, not a curated record.